AGAGAUGUGAAAGAUUCCUCUUAAUUUGUCCAUUUCCUCAUAUAACAUACUUCUGGGGCCAAAAGAAUUUUCCCUUUCUCACUUUUGAGUGAGUGAAAGAUGUAAAGAAAUGCUAAAGUUUUAAAGCUCAUCCUAUAGUUACAAGUUGGAAACUUUGUACAGUUUUAUUACACAUUGACUACCUGUUUUGGGGUUUGGUACUACUGUUUUUCUGUCAAUUAAUCCCAAAUGAAACUACAAUGAGAACUUGAUCUCUCAAUCAAGCCACCCCCUUUCAGUCUCACUGCAGCUAGUUGUGGUUUCCCUCCAAAGGAUCCAGAAGCUUUUCUCCCCUGACUCUCACAUCAUUAAGAUGACUGUCUGAGUAGAAAAGUGACACUGUGAUGCACCUAGGGAAGCAAAAUAUCCUAAUCAACAUUUCUCAAAUUUGAAAAAUGCACUAGUCCAUUGACACUUUUUAAGAACUUCAGGGUUUUUAUUAUAUUACUGAAAUGUGUACAAACAAAAAACUAAACCUAUAGCUAAUAUAGAACUAUAAAACUUACCGUGUGCUGUUCUGCUGAAUCUAAGUCACUGCUGAUUACAUGAGCAGCAUUAGGACAAUGGCAGUGGUGGGAUGGUGAGGGUGUCUGUGCCACUGUGUACUGAGAAAUGAUACCAGUCUCUCCCAUCUUCACCUUAGUGAGACUGCUGCAGGCCACUGUGCCUUCAGGAUGCUGUGAUGUCAUUUGGCCUCAGCUAGAACCAAAUACAAUUAUGAAGUCUGUUCUCUGCUUAAUUAGCUUGUGACAGUUAAAAGUAUUACCACGUGGAGUCAAUGCAAUGAAUUCUGAAGCAACACUUGGUUAGAAGCUAAUGCUGUUUUGUUUUUAUAAGGUUAUGGCCGAAAUAAAAACAUUUAGACAUUGUCAGGCUUCAGAGACUGGCAGAAACACUGUCCUGGUGGGUAAGAGAGGCCCACUCAGGAGCUCUGCUGUUCCAGCUCUACUUGUGGGACAGUGAGCCAGCCACUGGGAUCUCCAAAUGUCCAUUUUCUCACCUCUAACGCAGAAGGUAAUGGUACCUCCCUUGUGGAGCUGUUGUGAGAAUAAAGUCAGAUGCUAGUAAAUCUCUUAGCUCAGUGCCGACCAUGAGGUCACUGGGUGUUCAAUGAGCCUUUUUCCCCUUGUAGGUGCCAAAGAAGUCAUAGAUAAAAGAAAGUCCAAGGGUUUGAACAAUAUAAUAGUCUUUAAGGGGUUUCGUGAGAUGGAAGGGAGCAGAAUGAGGACUAUCAGUGGAGGGGUUUGACCACUGUCUUUUGCUCACUCUCUUCAUCCAUUUAACUUCUGCACACACUUCCAUGCUGUGCUUCGCCCUCUAAACUGUAGCACUGGACAGAAAGUCCACUAAAACAGGUGCUGCCCCAUGUCUUAUAGGAACAAUAGGUAUCAUCUAGCAAUUUGAUAUGAGAAAAAGAUCUCCUCGCCAACUUCUGUUUUUAUAAUCAGAUGACUAUAAAUAAACUUAUUCAAUGUUUAUCCCUAAGAAGCAAGAAAACUGAAAAAUGGCAGCCAAAAGGAAGGAUGGAAAUACCUCCUCUGAAUUAGUAGAUUCUACCUAGCACCCAUGAAGUAAGGCACUGAGUUUUUGAGGUGAAAGCGGAAACUUCCUGUGAGCCAAACAUGGGGUUAUCAUGCCAGUUCUAUUAUGGAAUAUCUGUGUGUGGCCCUGAAACUGGCCUAAGUGUGACUUGCAGGGUUAAUAAUUACCCUGGCAGUGAUCUACACUACUUGGUUCCACCGGGCUGCAGGUAGUUCACCUGCAGAGAAGUCUCCAGGAACCAGCAUGUUCCCUUUGCUCGUUGGGCCUGGACUGGUGGUUCUGACCCUAGUGACCUCUGCUAGGAGCCUGAAGACCGAACCCCUUAGUGGCUCUGGGGAGCCGCUCUUCUGGGGAGCGGACCGAAAUGACUUUGCAGUCAUGAUCCCUCCAGGAGGCACAGAAUGCUUCUGGCAAUUUGCCCACCAGACUGGAUACUUCUAUUUCAGUUAUGAGGUUCAGCGGACAGUAGGAAUGUCACAUGACCGGCAUGUUGCUGCCACUGCACAUACCCCCCAAGGUUUCCUCAUAGAAACCUCUCAGAAUGUUCGGGGCCAGAUUAACUUCUCCACCCAAGAAACAGGUUUUUAUCAACUUUGUCUAAAAAAUCAGCAAAAUCACUUUGGUUCUGUGCAAGUGUACCUCAAUUUUGGAGUCUUCUAUGAGGGGCCGGAAAUGGCCCACAAACAGAAGAAUGAAAGAGCACAACUGAAUGAUACUCUGGACGCAAUUGAGGAAAGUACACGAAAGGUACAGAACAACAUCUUUCACAUGUGGCGAUAUUAUAACUUUGCCCGCAUGAGGAAAAUGGCUGACUUUUUCCUUCUCCAGUCAAACUAUAACUAUGUGAACUGGUGGUCAGCAGCCCAGAGCCUUGUUAUUGUUCUCUCUGGAAUCAUGCAGCUGUAUUUCUUGAAGCGUCUCUUCAAUGUCCCAACGACUACAGACACAAAGAAGCCAAGAUGCUAA
Messenger RNA from Pteropus alecto (black flying fox), 2547 nucleotides. It is a transcript of the gene TMED6, whose product is annotated as transmembrane p24 trafficking protein 6. Gene Ontology annotation, cellular component: COPII-coated ER to Golgi transport vesicle; Golgi apparatus; endoplasmic reticulum. The transcript has 4 exons. The coding region runs from base 1825 to 2547 and encodes 240 amino acids. Gene Ontology annotation, biological process: endoplasmic reticulum to Golgi vesicle-mediated transport; Golgi organization; intracellular protein transport. Lineage: Eukaryota; Metazoa; Chordata; Mammalia; Chiroptera; Pteropodidae. The record is from RefSeq and is a predicted model, not a curated record.